Molecule: messenger RNA, 1347 nt
Organism: Penicillium cataractarum
Lineage: Eukaryota; Fungi; Ascomycota; Eurotiomycetes; Eurotiales; Aspergillaceae
Product: LLM class flavin-dependent oxidoreductase
Exons: 1
Coding region: 1-1347 (448 amino acids)
Molecular function (GO): oxidoreductase activity, acting on paired donors, with incorporation or reduction of molecular oxygen; monooxygenase activity
Source: RefSeq, a predicted model, not a curated record
AUGGCAGACUCCCAACCAAGCCGCCAACUACACCUCACAGCAUUUAUGCGACCAGUUUCUCUACACACAGGAGCCUGGCGAUACCCAGGUUCCUACCCAGACGCCAAUUUCAACUUCAAGCACAUCGCAAACUUUGCCCAAAGGCUCGAAGCCGCCAAAUUCGACGCCUUCUUCAUGGCCGAUCACCUCGCCGUCCUAAACAUGCCCGUUGAAGCACUCAAGCGCAGCCACACAGUUACAUCCUUCGAGCCGUUCACUCUACUAUCCGCACUCGCCGCAGUGACGGACAAAAUCGGUCUCGCGGCAACGGCAAGCACAACGUAUGACACACCGUAUCACGUUGCGCGACGGUUCGCAAGUCUAGACCAUUUAAGCGGUGGACGGGCAGCGUGGAAUAUCGUUACCACGAGCAACCCGGAGUCUAGUCAUAAUUUCGGCUUCGAUGAGCACAUGGCCCAUGGAGACCGGUAUAAGCGGGCGCGCGAAUUCUACGACGUUGUCACCGGGUUAUGGGAUAGUUUUGCGGAUGAUGCGUUUACGCGCGAUGUCGAGACGGGACAGUACUUUGAUCCUGAGAAGAUGCAUGUGCUGAACCAUGAGGGGGAUGAGUUGAAGGUGCGCGGUCCGUUAAAUAUUGCGAGACCGCCUCAGGGGUGGCCUGUUAUCGUGCAGGCUGGACAGAGUGAGCCUGGGCGACAGUUGGCUGCGGAGACGGCUGAGGUGGUCUUUUGCAGUCCGAAGGAUAUUGAGGCUGCGAAGGCCUUGUAUGCGGAUAUUAAGAGUCGGGUUGAGAAGGCUGGCCGGAAGAGGGAGGAUUUGAAGAUCUUGCCUGCGGCGCUGAUCAUUGUUGCGGAUAGCAAGAAGGCAGCGCAGGAGAAGAGACUCAAGUUGGAUAGUUUGGUGCAUUAUGAUAGCGCCAUUGCGUCCUUGUCCAUCGUUCUUGGGGUGGAUGCGACUCAAUUUGAUCCGGAUGGGCCUUUGCCGACGGAUUUGCCCGAGACGAACGCCAGCAAGACGAGUAGAGAGGGUGCUGAGAGACUAGCGAAGCAGGAGAAUUUGACGGUUCGACAAUUGGCCCAGCGAUAUGGUGGGUUUUCCGGGCUUGCUUUCCUAGGAUCGCCGAGUGAUAUUGCCGAGGAGAUGGAGAUUUGGUUGAAAGAAGAGGCAUCCGAUGGGUUCACUUGCACAUUCCCAUUCUUGCCUCAGGGAUUGGAGGAAGUCACGGACAGAUUGAUUCCAGAGCUGCAGCGCAGAGGCUUAUUCCGCAAAGAGUACACAGGUUCGACAUUGCGGGAGCAUUUCGGCCUCGAGAGACCGGAUAAUCGUUUCUUCAGCAAAGCAUCAUAG